Carassius auratus (goldfish) is the source of this 2303-nucleotide messenger RNA. Its product is annotated as E3 ubiquitin-protein ligase DTX3L-like. The transcript is spliced from 4 exons. Gene Ontology annotation, biological process: Notch signaling pathway; protein ubiquitination. The record is from RefSeq and is a predicted model, not a curated record. NCBI's taxonomy places the organism in Eukaryota, Metazoa, Chordata, Actinopteri, Cypriniformes, Cyprinidae. Bases 283 to 1536 code for a protein of 417 amino acids.
GACCUGGCAACCCGAUAAUGACUUCCUGCUUGAAAAAGUGAAACAAACUGCAGUGUGUAUUCAAAAAGUGUCAACAGUGUCCUGGGGACACUGUGAUUAUAUAUUGGACGAAACGAAAAGCGCUUCAACUUGUUACUAACGUUACUCUUUAGAAAACAAUGCAUAACUUUAUCGUUUUACUGAAACAAACUUAUUGACGUUUACACUAGCUCUUAGCUCGUUUCGUUCCCGCUUUGUUUAGAUUUCCCUGACAACUGAACGACGCCAUCAGUGGAGAUCGAGAUGACGAGCCUGCCACAGAUAUUCACUGCAGUGAUACUGCACCCGCCAAAUUCAGUUGCAAGCAAAAGCAAGACUACUAAACACAAAUCUGAAGACGCGUAUGGUGUUGCCAGCGGCUCGUUUCGAGAGGCUGAAGAUAUGUACAGGAGUACAAUUGUGCAAAUAACACGUGAUGGAAGUAGGGAUCUCAGAAAAGAGGAGAGACCAGCUCAAAGUAACUCUUUAGUAGUUGAACAAGUUGAGGUUGAUGGCAUUGUUAUGGAUUACAUUGAAGAAAUGAAACACAAGGAACUUGACAUAAUUGAAAAAAGGAAUGCAGUUCUCAUGAAGCGAGAUGAUAGAUACGUGACCUUCAUAUCUCCGUCUGGUAAGCGCGUUCACGCUCAGUUUGCACGAGAACAGUUUAUAACAUUGUAUCAAAAGAUUGCAACGGGGCUGCAAACUAGGACAUACGAUUACAGUCGAGGACUUGUUGCGCGUUGCCAAGCAGAAUUUCCAGAACUCCAAAUCACUCGUAAAGAUGAAAGGCGAUUGCAACUGACUGGCAACUUCAUAAGCCUUGAAAGAUUUGACACAUUUCCCAAUGGCAGUACACGGACAUAUUCACACUACCAAACCCCAAAUAAAACAAAAGUCAAUGACACACCUUACACGCAACCUGUGAAACAACAGACAUCAAUAGACCAAGCCAAAGAUGAGACGUGUCCAAUUUGUUUGGAAACAAUCAAGAUAUCUGAAUCCACAGUCUUGCCUAAAUGUAAACACAGAUUUUGUAAAGACUGUUUGGAGAGAGCUUUCCAUGUGAAGCCAACUUGUCCGAUAUGUGGAGAGAUAUACGGCAGUCUUACAGGGACGCAACCAAAAGGAGGAACCAUGACUGUCUCAUCGGACAGAUCCUCUCUCCCUGGAUAUGAAAGAUAUGGUACAAUAAUAAUUAACUACCAUAUACCAAGUGGAUAUCAGGGGGAUGAACACCCAAACCCAGGCAUGCCGUACCAGGGUGUGUCCCGCAUAGCUUACCUCCCUGACUCAGCAGAGGGGAAUAAGGUACUGAAGCUUCUGCAGAGGGCAUUCGACCAGCGGCUCACUUUCACCAUCGGACGCUCAUCUACCACUGGACACAACAAUGUGGUGACCUGGAAUGACAUUCACCAUAAGACGUCUCGUUAUGGUGGGCCAACCUCUUAUGGUUACCCAGAUCCAGAUUACCUGAAACGAGUACAAGAUGAACUGAAAGCAAAAGGAGUCGACUAACAACCUUUUAAUCAGUUCAGACACCAUUAUUACAACCAGUAGUCAUUUUAAAACAGGGACAAGAAUAAAGUGAUAUUGUAGUCUUGUGGUCACUAAUCAAGGUCAAGCACUUUUCUUUCUUUCUUUUUUUUUUUUUACAGGCAUUCUUAAUGUUUAACACAGUUUUGAAUGUAGGAAUCUCAUGUAGCAGUAUAAGAGAAACUCCACUGCACUACCUUUUCAUUGCUUUAACAUUGUUUUUUACACAGAUGUUUGAACAUAUUACUUUAAUGUCUUUUGCAGCAUCACGUGUGUGACGGGACAGCAUUUUCUAUAUGUCCCUAAGAAAAUCUACUAUUAUGAUGUUAUGCAUGCAGUAUAACUUGUUUGUGCUUUUAAAUGAAACCUUAUUGUUUCAUCUCAUUAUGAUCAAAUCAGAUCAGUUUUACUUUAAAAAAUAAUCAUUGCUAUAUUAUAUUGUGAUUAGAGUUUUUAGAUAGAUGAUCAUGCAGCAAAAUUAAGUGUCAUGUAGUGUAUAGAGAGUUAUAGUGCCAGACAAAAAAAAAAAAAACUGCAACGUUCAUGAGAAACUUUAAUCAAACAAAAAACAGGUCAUUUUAGUAACACUAAGCCAUUUCCAUUGGUAUCCAGUUUUUUAUAUUAACUUAUUUUUUUUCUGGAUCAUUUAUUGUUUACCUUUUUGAUUUUGGUGGAUUGUAGUAUUAAAACUUAGAUGAAAGAUGCUAAAGUGUACAUGAACAAGAAAUAAAUCCAAAUGGUUCAUCAAA